AUGGUGCUCUUAGAAAUGAGAAAGAGGCUCAACAAGCGCGAGAGGAUCGGGGAGCUCGGCGCGCCCGAAGUCUGGGGGCUCUCGCCCAAGGUCCCUGACCCCGAUUCUGAUGAGCAUACCCCUGUAGAAGACGAAGAGGCAAAAUCUAAGAGCAGUUCUUCGGAUUCCAGCUCAGAAGAGGAGAAAAGGAAGAAGAAGAAGAAAAGGAAGAAGAAAAAACAAAAGGCAUCCAAAAGAAAACGCAGAAAACAUUCUGAGGACAGCGACAGCGAGUCGGAGUCAGACUCUAGUGAAGAAGAUAAGAAGAAAAGCAAAAAGAAGAGGAAGAAGCACAGAAAAAAGAAGUAUAAGAAAAAGAAAAAUAGAAAGAGCAGGAAGGAAUCCAGUGAUUCAAGCAGUGAAGAUUCAGAUGAUGAAACAUUUCAAGGAGAAGAUCUCUGGAUUGAGAGAUCAAAAAAUACAGAAGCUGACAGCCUCAUUGGGCCAGAGGCUCCCAAAACACAUGCGUCUCAAGAUGACAGACCUCUUAACUAUGGACAUGCCCUACUGCCUGGUGAAGGUGCAGCAAUGGCAGAGUAUGUGAAAGCAGGAAAACGUAUACCCCGGAGAGGUGAAAUUGGCUUGACCAGUGAAGAGAUUGCAUCGUUCGAGAGCUCUGGCUAUGUAAUGAGUGGUAGCAGGCAUCGCCGAAUGGAGGCCGUGCGUCUGCGUAAAGAGAACCAGAUUUACAGCGCCGAUGAAAAGAGAGCUCUGGCAUCCUUCAACCAGGAGGAGAGAAGGAAACGAGAGAAUAAGAUCCUUGCAAGCUUUCGCGAGAUGGUCUACAGGAAGACGAAGGGCAAAGACGACAAAUAAUUCUUUUUUUGAACUACACAGCAUGGAUUCUAGCAAGCAGCAGCUAACCUGUUCCAGUCAUGAUUUGAAAACAGCUUGCAAGUGCUGCAGUGCCUUUGACCCAAGGUGGCCAAGCCUCAGGAAUGGAUUACUUGAACGAAAAAGGGCAGUUAUCUUUAUCAGAUUUUCUUGGAUGGUUUGUUCACUAUCUGCAGGGAAUCCACUAAAGAGAAAGGCUGCGAGGCGCAGGAACAGGCAGGGAAGGUUUAAGGUGGGAAUGCUCUGUGUUUACUUUGAAUUGGACAUUCAGAAGCAUGCGUUGGGAGGGUUUUAUGACCUGCUGCUGAUACUGAUA
This is a messenger RNA of Tinamus guttatus (white-throated tinamou), 1189 nucleotides long. The record is from RefSeq and is a predicted model, not a curated record. Lineage: Eukaryota; Metazoa; Chordata; Aves; Tinamiformes; Tinamidae.